Limulus polyphemus (Atlantic horseshoe crab) is the source of this 1772-nucleotide messenger RNA. RefSeq names its product amino acid transporter AVT1J-like. The transcript is spliced from 9 exons. The record is from RefSeq and is a predicted model, not a curated record. The coding region runs from base 54 to 1301 and encodes 415 amino acids. Lineage: Eukaryota; Metazoa; Arthropoda; Merostomata; Xiphosura; Limulidae. Gene Ontology annotation, cellular component: vacuolar membrane. Gene Ontology annotation, biological process: L-alanine transport; amino acid transmembrane transport. Gene Ontology annotation, molecular function: L-proline transmembrane transporter activity; L-alanine transmembrane transporter activity.
CGUUUAGCGAAUCUGCAACUUCCAAGGAAAUCCGGACAACAAGUGGAAGCAGAAUGGUAGGCAUGUCAGUUUUAACUACUGCAGUAUUUGUAGCUGGAGAGAUGGCUGGCAGUGGUGUCCUGGCUCUUCCAGAGUCGGUUGUUGGCACAGGUUGGAUUGGUGUGGUACUAAUUGUGUUUUGUUGUGUUAACGCUGGCUACUGUGGGGUUAUUUUGGGCCGUUGCUGGGUGAUGCUAGAAGAGAGGUGGGAAGAAUAUCAAGAAAAGAUUCGAUAUCCUUAUGCUGCCAUUGGAUUACGUGCAUCAGGUCGUUUCAUGAGGGUUGCAGUAUCUUUUUGUGUAAAUUUUACACUGUUUGGAGUGGCAACCGUAUUUCUUCUUCUGUCCUCUCAAAUGAUCGCUUCUUUAGCGGAGAAAGCUGGCAUAUAUUUCUGUUAUUGGGUUCUAAUACUAGGAGCCAUUUUGUGUCCUUUAAUGUGGUUAGGAACGCCCAACGAUUUUUGGCCUGUUGCAGUUGGAGCACUGGCAACUACAAUGAUUGCCUGUUUCCUGUUGUUCAUAAAUAUUUUGACUGACAAGACCACAGAAAAAGACCUCAUCUAUCCAACGCCCUCUCUAAAGUCGUUUUUUCUUUCAUUUGCAACAAUACUCUUUUCAUUUGGUGGUGCUUCCUCGUUUCCUACAAUUCAGAAUGACAUGAAAGACCGGACGAAAUUUCCCAUUGCCGUGACCAUUGCUUUCAUUGUUUUACUGGUGUUAUACCUUCCUGUGGCUUCUACUGGCUAUGCUGUUUAUGGAAGUAACGUGAAAAGUAAUAUCCUUCUCUCUGUGACUCCUGGACCAAUCAGGACAACAAUUGAGGUUUUUCUAGCACUUCACUUGUUUUUUGCUUUCUUAAUUGUAGUCAACCCUACGUGUCAAGAGCUAGAAGAAAUGUGUCAUGUUCCACAUCGUUUCAGCUGGAAACGAUGUUUGUUAAGAUCCGCUAUGAUGGUAGCCAUCUUGUUUGUAGCAGAAUCAGUACCUCAUUUUGGGAAAAUUUUGAAUCUGAUUGGAGGAUCCACAAUAACGAUGAUGACUUUUGUUUUUCCACCAAUGUUUUACAUGCUUCUGUGCCACCAGAAACAACCUCAUUGGCCUGAGAGAACAGUACCUCUGCACCAGAAAGUUUACUUCGCAGAGAUUAUGAUGAUCGGUUUGAUAGGAGGAGUCAUAUCAACAUACUCUGCUCUCCAGGACAUAUUUGAUCCAUCGUCUUUUUCCCCGCCAUGCUACAUUAAUAUUGCUGGGCAAGACGUGUAGUUAUAGAACUAGAAGUUUGUUUGUCUGUUCUGUAGUGGGCGGAUGUAAAGUUCCGUUAAAAUAUGAACUAAACAACCAACAAUAUUAUAUUUAUCAAACUUCUUAUCGUGUUAUUGGUCUAGUAGGUAUUUUAACAAAUAUUUAUGAACUAAACAAUCAACAAUAUUAUAUUUAUCAAACUUCUUAUCGUGUUAUUGGUCUAGUAGGUAUCUUAACAAAUAUUUAUGAACUAAAGAAUCAACAGUAUUAUAUUUAUCAAACUUCUUAUCGUGUUAUUGGUCUAGUAGGUAUUUUAACAAAUAUUUAUGAACUAAACAAUCAACAAUAUUAUAUUUAUCAAACUUCCUAUCGUGUUAUUGGUCUAGUAGGUAUUUUAACAAAUAUUUAUGAACUAAACAAUCAACAAUAUUAUAUUUAUCAAACUUCCUAUCGUGUUAUUGGUCUAGUAGGUAUUUUAACAAAUAUUUAUGA